GCACCCGCCCCUCGAGCGCUCCGCUGCAGUCCUCAGCGCCGCGCGGCUGCGCGCCGACUGCCGCGAGCGGCCGGGCUGUCUGGCGGCGUUACUCCGCAUGCGCCCCAAGGAGCGCGGUGUCCUCUGGUCUGUAUUUUGCCUCUUGUCGGUCGCGGCCGCUGGUGGGGAGAUGGUAGUGGAGAAAGGGGGCGCAAGCCCCUCCAAGUCCGUAGGUGACAGGUGCCCCCAGCAGCAGGAGCCAGCGGGGCAAGAGAAGAAAAACAAGCAGCUGGUUGCCGAGGGAUUCACUAUUAAAGCCAUGAUGAAAAACGCUGUGGUUAGAGGGCCCCCACUUGCAGGAGCAUUUAAAGAAAGACCAACAAAACCCACAGCAUUUCGCAAGUUUUAUGAGCGAGGAGAUUUCCCAUUUGCCCUUGAGCACAAUGCUAGAGGACACAGAAUCGCCUGGAAGGUAGAGCUUGAAAAGCUGGACUAUCAUUACUGGCUGCCCUUGUUUUUUGAUGGGCUUUGUGAAACAUCAUUUCCGUGUGAGUUUUUUGCUCGUCAAGGAAUCCAUGACAUGCUGGAACAUGGUGGAAACAAGAUUCUUCCUGUCAUUCCUCAGCUCAUUAUCCCAAUAAAAAAUGCACUGAGCCUUCGUAACCGGCAGAUCCUCUGCAUCACGCUGAAAGUCCUCCAGCACCUGGUGGUGUCAGCUGACAUGGUCGGGGAGGCCUUGGUGCCCUAUUAUCGGCAACUCCUCCCAGUCCUAAACAUCUUUAAGAGUAUGAAUGGGAGACUACGGUGUCACAGACCCCUGCAAGGAAGAGUCACAUGUCCAGCAAACUUAAACGAUCAGAAGUGACUGGCAUGCACAUACUUUAUUGUGAAAAGGAAAACUGAGGACCUACCAUCUGGAAUAUUGCACAUGUAGGGUUGGAACCAUAAAACAGAGUAUUUUGGGUUUGGUUUUGCUUUUUAAUGAAGGCAAAUUUACCUUUUAAAUAUAUCCUGUGAUGAAAUGUAAUAUAGUUCUCUUGCUCAGAAUUUAUUCAACAAAAAUCAUGCCAUUUUACAUGUUAAUUUUGGGGGUUUCUUUAUUUACUAACCCUAUAAUACUCACUAGAGAGUUUUGAAUUGGGAGUGAACUGACCAAGUUCUAACUUUUGUAGAUUUUUAUUUCUUAGGCCUGAAUGUAUGCUGCUUGAUCAUUUACAAAAUCACUGUAUGUGAUCUCUUACCAUAUUAGUUUACGUUAUUUAUAAUUUAUGGUUAAAGUUCCUUUCUGUUUUGCUGUUAUCCAUUAUAGCUGUGUCUGUUCUUGUAUCUUGUCUCAAAUAUUAUUACAAUUUUUGUCUUAUUUUUUUCAUUACAAAUAUAUAUUUUAAAUCCAUCAGUUUACAUAAACAUUUCAUACAUUGCACAAAUACUGAACAUAAUUUAUAUGAACAAUCAGUAACCUCUUAAUUUUAAACACUCCAAAAUGGUAUGUUUCUUUGUGAACAUUUUCAAGUGACACUUUUAACACUAACAAGAUUAAGGAGAACUAAAAAUGUUAACAUCUACAUUGCUGACAUCAUGAUGGCUGUGUAAUGUUAGUAUGUGCUGAUGUGCAAAUCUAGUGGGAUAGAAAUACCCUAAACUAAGCACUGGUUUUGUGCCACUGCAGGUCACUUAUUGUAUGAACCUAGAUCUGGUAAAUCUAUAUUGCAAUACAGACAGCAAAACAUAUCAAUACUGCAUAAUAUCACAUAUUAUUUUAUUUUAAGUGAAGUAUUCAAAACAAAGUUUGCCUAGAACAUAGUUGCUCUGAAAUAUAUACUGUAUAUAACAUCUAUCCCAUCAUCUCUAGAGGGAUUUGGGUUUUUGCAAGAAUGAUUUUGAGUUUUCCUAGAGAAUAUAUUUUGUAAAAUUAUUAGUGAAAAUCUGUCGCUCUAAGAUCUUAGUAUUAGAAUCAUGUUUUAACAACCUGGGGAUGAGAAAAUACUUAAAAGUCCAAUGAAUUCAAAUGAGUGAGUUAGAACAAAGAUUAUUUUAUUCUGCCUUCACUUAAUAGAGAACUGAUACAGCUUUACAAAGACAGAUUUAGGCUGCUAUCACUACCAUUGUCUCAUGUGCUUAUGAAAGCAAUAAUAGAGACAUUGUUGUUCCCAAAGAAGGAUACAUUAAAUGCCUGUAUCUAGGACAGGAUUUUUUUAGGCAGCAAUACAAUGUUUAUUGAUAUACACAAUUUUAUAAAUAACAGUGAACUUAAAUAACAAUUCAGAGUAUGAAACUGUAUUUCUUGGGAUUCUGUUUUUUAGAUUUGAAGUACUGAUAGUUGAGAGAGACUUGCUAGACCUCUUCUUCCUAUUUUAAUUUGUUUUAAUGAUUAGGAGGAGAAUCUGAGAUGCCUUUAUGCUUUGCAAGUAUUAACACUGCCUAGCCGGCAUGCUACUUCAGUUCUGUCCCUGAGGGACUGGUAUUUGACACAUCACACCCUUGCUUUGUCCCUUCCCUACAAAUGAAACAAUUCUGCAACCUCUUUCUACCAAAGCCAGAUAUGGUGGGGUAUGGUUGGAUAGAGUGGAAAUGUAGGUUAAAAUUGACACAGACGGUUCCUUGGUUAUUUCUGCCACCUUCACACUGGUGGGGAUUCCUGGCACUCAUAGGGGUUCUCCAGGGGUAGCAGCCAGGUCAUUUUGCUGUUGAUUUGCAAAUCCCACAGUGCAACAGACUGGUAAAAGAAAUCAAGACUCCCUGUCAAUCUUAGUUGUUAAACAAACAAUGGUCCUCAAAUAUCAUCCUGUCUUUUAACUAUCUGCAUUCUAUUUGGCAAUUUAAAAUGUUUGUUAAAUGGCUGGAAUAUAUGCAGAUUCUUCAUUGAUUUGUUCUGUUUAUGUGUUUGCAUUAAUUAGAUAAAGAAAUUCAGACUUAGCAAAUACGAUAAAAAAGUUACAUUUCAAAAUGUUUGAGGAUUUUUUUUACUAGUAAAGCCAACUCUAUUUCAGUUGAGAAUCUGGAUACUGCAAUAAAAAUUUACAUCAAACCUUUUGUAAUAGUUAAUUUUGAAAAACAGUGGUCAGUUAACUUGCUGUGCUCUAUGUUUAUUUCUAUAUUUUUGUUAUUUUUCUUUUGAUCUAACAAAAGGACUUCUCUUUACUGCAGACAGACAUACAUUUGUUUUGCUUGCAUGAGUUCCAUCAGAGAUAUAUAAUACAUUAUUCAAGGGCAGGAUUCUGCACACAUUUACUCUCCCACAGUUAACAUUUAGCAAGUUUUGUACAGUUCAAUUGUUCACCAACAUUAUGAGAAAAAGGUCUCUUUUGCUGCAUUAUUUUGUGUAAUUAGAAUGGCAUGUGAUAUGUUGUUUAUGUAAAGGAGCCAUUUAGAGGCCAUGGGUCCAGUUCUCCCACUGUCAUUGACACUGAAGCAAUACUUUUUAUAGUUAUUGAUCCCAAAGAAACAAAUUGCCUGUGGGAUUCAGAGGAUUUCAUGAAGUGAAGGCCUCCUCAAAAUCUUAACAAGAGCAGAAUCUGGUACAAAUCAAAGCAGAUGUGUUUAAAUGCAGAAGCCCGUAUUAUCAGAUGCAGUGACAGUUACUUUACCAUAAAUUAAUUUAUCUGAACACUAAUUAUAUUAGAUAUGCAUAUAUUAAUUAUACAUUAUGUUUAUAAUUCUAUUAUGCUGUAUAUAUAUUAAUUAUAUAUUAUGUUUCCUUUUACAUAACAUUAUCUUAAUGGUGGAAAGUGGUUGUGAGUAUACAACAUUAAUUCCUAUCAAUUAGACUUCUGUGUAAUGUCUGUCCCUGACCAGGCCAGGAACAGACUGUACCUUUUCAACUGUACUUUGCUGGGCAGCAAAUCUAUUUAGCUGCUGCUAUAUCAUCAUUAUAUCAGUAAACUAUGAUUGUUUCUUUUUCACAGUAGGACUGCAUGUGUUUUGAAUACGUACAAAAGUAGUUUUGUGAAUUCUUGCAAAAUGGCAGGCAAGUUCUUCGAUGGUUUCGGCUCUCUUUCUAGGUAACUUUCUGGCCUCAGGAAAUUUUAUAUAAUUUACCACUGGAUCACUUAAUUGCCCUUCUUUCAAGAUGAGAGUUCCCUUGGAAGUAAUCUCUUCCACAAAUUUGUUUUCACUGUGGGUUGUGGAAGUUUCAAAUACUACCAGAGACUGGGAAUUCUCUUAAAAUCUGACAGAUAUUGGGGAUUGAGAUGCAAUCUUUAGCAGUUGAGUGACUAUAUAUGUGAUGAAAUACCAUUAUAAAAAUCAAGAGUUCCUUGCAGAACAUGUAUGAAGUGUACAAAUUCCAAAUAUUAAAUACUAUAAAUUACAGGAAAAAGUACAGUGAUCCUUAUUGAUCCAUAGCACAACAGUUAUUGUUAAGCAUAAUUUAGCCUUCAGAGAGGUCGUAAUUUAAUUUUAAUACCUUAAUCAGUAUGGAAUUUAUUUUAAUUUUUAAAAAUGUCAUAAAUGGCAGCAUUAUUGAAGGGAAAAUAUUUGUUAAGGGACUGUUUUAUUAGACAAAAAUGACCUUUAAGUUGCUGUGCAGAAAAUAAAAAACUAUUUUCAGUAGUAGAGUCUUCCAUUUCAAAAGUAACAGUCUCAUUUCAUGUCCAUCUCUUUUCAGAUUUUUUUAAACUUUUUUCUAAUACAUUACUCUGGUCUCAAGAAAAGAACAGAGAUUGAUUGCAAUGGAGAAUUACGUUUCAUUUUAUCUUUGCUUAGAUAUAAUGUACUUCUCACCUAUUUCUAGAAGCAUAACUAGAAACAUAUUUUUUAUGCCAAAAUUGUGUGCGUGACAUGGAAGUGUGUAAAUUUAGUUUAACUUAGAUGUUUUCUAUUCUUCCACUUAGUUUUCAUCAGUAUUUUUUCUCUUUCACUCCUGAGGACUUGCAGCUAAAUACUCAAGUUGUUAAUUGCAGACUUUUUCUCCUUCCUUCUAUGAGGAAAACAUUAUAAAAUCCAGAUUUUCUUCUUCAGAUAUGAGAACACAUAAAAUACCUGAGACAUUUUAUAAAUCUUUGUUAAAACUCAAAAAAUCAUUACUCUUUAUGUUGUUUCUAUAAGCAAUGUAGUUUUCUAAACAUUAUGGAAUUUCACUUACUGAAAAAUUUUAGUUGAAAGGCCUCUGGUUCAGUUUAAAUAGCAGCAUUGUUCCAGAGUAGAAUAAUACAUUAAGUUUAGGGGAUUUUUUUCUUUUUACUUCACAACUGUUUGAGUCACUGUUUAAGCUCUAGUGCUGCUUGCAAUGUCAUCCAGGAGGCAAUAUGACAAACAAUUCCCUACUGUUCUGUAAUAAACUCAGUUUCUUAUUUAUACAUCCUUAGUACUGUUUGAUUUUGCUUUAUAUGUUUGCCAUUUUAUUAGGAAAUGUUUAUGUAGCAAUCAAAAAAAAUGUAGUAAAUUGCUAUUUAUGUUGGGCAAAAACGUAUGUUUAAGAAUAUUUCUAAUUUGUAUAUUUUUAUAUAUUUAUUUCUUUAUUUACAGAAACAUCUAAACACAUGUAAACCAAUCCUAAAAAUAUUAUCUACAUGUCUGUAUUCUUUAGCUAUUGUUAAUUUAUCUUUUCCAAUGCUUUUAAUUGUGAUGUGUGAAAUUUAAAAAUAUGCUGCAGCAACACUGAAAGAUGAAUUAUAAUGGUACUUUGGCCUUAAGUAAAGAAAUAUUUUUGUGUGUUUUUUCUAACAUUUAUUUGAGAUUUUAAAUGUUUAGUCAAAUGACAAACUGUUUCCACCACUUUACAUACCUGUACUUUCUUCUGUACAUGAUUAACAGCACAGUGUUUAAGCACUGCCCUACUAGUUGUGUGUGUCUGACAGUAGGAAAAGAUCCAAAACUGGUUUUGUGGACAUCAUUUGUAUGUAUGUAUACGUGUGUGUAUAUCCACGUACACACACAUAUAUUAAUGCACAUGUAAACAUGCUAUCCUGCUCUUCUGGAAGAAAUUUCUUACUUUUAGCUUGUAAAAGUAUUGUAAAACUUGCUUAUUUGGAGUCUGUGCCAUAUCUAUUUUGAAAAGAACAUGUUGAUGCCACUUGAGGAGUAGAAAAGGUGGUACUACAGUGUUGCUUCUGGGCUAGGGAGAGUUUUCCACAUGCUGGAGCUGAUGGGGUCAAAAACACUGGGACAAAAACAUCUGUAAUUUCUUGUGUUCAUAUAGCCAUCUCCUGCUGUAAGCAGAUCGCAAAAAUGAGAAUAAAUUUAUAUAUGAU
Messenger RNA from Columba livia (rock pigeon), 6170 nucleotides. It is a transcript of the gene PACRG, whose product is annotated as parkin coregulated. Gene Ontology annotation, molecular function: Hsp70 protein binding; Hsp90 protein binding. The record is from RefSeq and is a predicted model, not a curated record. The transcript has 6 exons. The coding region runs from base 98 to 844 and encodes 248 amino acids. Gene Ontology annotation, cellular component: cytosol; neuron projection; vesicle. Lineage: Eukaryota; Metazoa; Chordata; Aves; Columbiformes; Columbidae.